This is a messenger RNA of Haliotis rufescens (red abalone), 943 nucleotides long. RefSeq lists its product as uncharacterized. The coding region runs from base 7 to 786 and encodes 259 amino acids. The transcript has a single exon. The record is from RefSeq and is a predicted model, not a curated record. NCBI's taxonomy places the organism in Eukaryota, Metazoa, Mollusca, Gastropoda, Lepetellida, Haliotidae.
UGAAACAUGACGAGGGUGUGUAAUACAAUACGUCGGUCCAACUUGUAUUUAUGCUCCUUUAUACAGCGGGAACGUUCAGUUUUUGUGGACGAGCAACCGAUGAUGAUGAUACGCGUGAUCCUGUGUGUCGUUGCUGUAGCAGCCGCGACGCAUGCUGCUUCCAUCGACUGCACCAAGACCCUUAUUUCCGGCGGCAUGUCCAAGAACUUCAACGAGACCGUUGCUCAUGCCAUUCACUCGAUGACAGUCCAGGGUCUCCGUAUGUUCAGCAAACACGCCUCCGAGGACAACAACGUCCCCACCGUCAACCACGACCUCAGCGGAGUGAAGCUUGUACGUCCAUACGCCCCAAAUGACCUUCUGGGUUCAGACUUCAGAACGCACAGCAUGAACACCAUCGACAAGAUCCUGUCCAAUCUCGGCAAGCCAACUGAUGGGCUUGGGGAUAACUGGUCUCCAAUAGAGAGAGUCGUACAUAACUUUCACAUGUGGGACCUAUGGACCAGGAUUCUAGACGUGUACAAGACCAUGGAGAAAACAACACCAUCGGAUUCCGUCUGUCGUUGUCUUCUGGACACAAGAAGGAACGGUAUCCAUAAGGCUGUCCAGUGGGUUGCUGACCACUACAAGACAGGGACACCCAUCACUCUCCUCAACAGAUCAAUCCCCAAACUUGCGGAUGCUGCUUCGUGGGCCAUUUGGAAAGACCGUCUUCUUCAUUACUACACCCUGCCCGCCUUGACGGACGCUGCCACCUACCUCCACUGUGUUAACACGGCCAUAUAGAGCCCUCACAAUCUGUGGACGUUUUUCUUCCAUCUGGAACAAGUAUUUGACUGAUUCAUUAUAUGUGUAAUGAACACAUGUGAUUGAUUGUUCGAAGUAUGGUUAGCAUAUUCAACGCCUGAGGUGAUUUGUUUCCAGAAUACAUCGAUUAUAUCUA